GUUCCCGCUCCCCUAUAACUACCGCGCGCCGCCGGGACAAACGCGCCCACCGCCUCUGAUCCCCGGACGCCGCGCGGGCCGGAGCGCGCGAGUCGGUUGCGGGUGCGCGCAUCGCGGCCGUGCCUGGCCGCUUCGGGCUCGGCGAUACCUCUGGGGUCUCGCCUUGCGGGUGUUCCCCUGCUCGGGACAAAUCGAAACCCACCCGCCCGUCUGCCGGCCCCUCCUCGAUUCCUCUCGUCCGCUCUCCGUCCCCAAAGCCCACGCACCUUUGCUCGGGUGGCUCGCUAGGGUUCUUUUCUGGCCAUGUCGUACCCACUUGUCCCCGCCUGACCCGAUUGGCUCGGCUGCUGCUGCUGCAGCCUGCGUAGCCAGUUUCCAAGUUCCAACCCAAUGGAGGAAGACGAGCAGCCGCAGCCGCCGCCGGAGGGGGAGAAGGAAAAGGAGGAGUCGGAGCCACCCCGUUGCGGGCGGCACCCGUCCCAGCUCCUCACCGGCAUCUGUUCCUUCUGCCUCAUGGAGCGCCUCUCCUCCGUCCGCGACCACCCCGAGGCCGAGAUCGUCGAGGUCGGCGCCGCGGAGCCUGUCGAGGGCUCCGGCGCCGACCCGGGCAAGCUGCGGAAGACGCUCAUGCUGCUCUUCCAGCUCGACGACUCCAGCGGCGGCAGUGGUAUCGCGCAUCCGUCGGAAGGGAAGGACCCCCAAGUAGCGGAAUUUCGGGUGGACUCUGGAGGAGGAGGAGGCGGCGGAGGACAUCGAGGGGGCAAGUGGAAGGGCGGCUCGUGGUUCAGGUCGAUCUUGCCGAGGAAGGGGAUGCGGUGGAGGAGGAACGUGGGCUCUAGUAAGGAGCCCUCGGUGCCGCCGCGGGAGGCGGCGGCGGAUCCGAGCGGCUGCAACGGCAGCUGCGGUGAUGUGCAGGUGGAGCGAAAGAGCUUCCGGCGCUCGUACGAGUGGAUGGUGUGCCGGGAGCCGAGCAGAGGCUCCCCGGAGCCACUCCGUCACUCGUGGGACGGGUCGAUGGUGGGCAGGGCCUUCGCUUGCUCGUUCGCCUGCUUAGAGGAGCCUCCGGAUGCAACGAGGAGGACGAGGCGGAGCUAUGCAGAAGAGGCGGUUGGGGAGAACCGUGUCGGGGUUGCAGAGAGCAGGAGUGGGGGGCACUCGGUUGAUGUGGGCAGCGAGGGGCGGCGUUUCAGGGGAAGGAGUUGUGGUGAGACCGGGAUGGAGAUGACCGUCUCUGGUGUUGGGAGACGGAGGUCCAACAGGUGGAGCAGGGUGUGGGAUCGGAGCAUAACAAGUCCACUCAAAGAAUUUGUGAGAAAGGGAGAGCAUGUUCUUGAGCGGUCCCUCUCGGAGUCCAGGAAGGAAAUCCGGAGGGGUAAAAACGCAGAGGCAGCAGACAUCAAUGGUGAAAUUCAGCCUGGCGGUAGUAACGAACAUGGUUCAGGCAGAGCAAGCCAAGGAGCAAUCAGAAGUUCACAAGCUGCAUCUAAGGGGGAUGCACAGAAUUUCCGCACAGAUUGGCUUAAGAAUAAGGAAUGUAAGAUUGGGAGAAGCAGGAGUUUGCAUUAUACAUCUCCUGGGAACUUGGAGAAUGGGAUGCUACGGUUUUAUCUGACACCAAUGAGAAGCACCAGAACUGCAAACAGGGGGAGGAGGAGAAACUCACGCAUGUUUGCCACAGGACUUUUCGGUUUCAUAUGAGUGGCUGAAGUAGAAUAUUAGCCCAUGCCAUGUGUUUUAGAAGAUGGCAGCAGCAGAAGCAACUUUUCUUUGCAAUCUACUUGGUUUCUAAGGAUUGGCAACAUUUACUUGUAGAAAUCAAGCUGCGGAUAUGGUCAUUUACACCCUAUUUUGGCGGGGGCCGAAUGCUACCCUGCUAUCAGGUAGAGAUAUGUCUGAAUAAAGUCAGAACACAACCAGAUGAUCCAAUCAUUCUCGGAGCAGCCCAGUUGAUUUUAUUUACAAGACAAGGAAAUGCUAGAAGCAAAUGUUCAGUGUGAAGGCCAAGCAGAAGCUCCAGAGUGGACUGGCAAACCUGACUAUUGAUCCAGACAGGUUGGUAUACAUGGGGAAACCAACUUUACCUCUAGGGAAAAAAGAUCUAGUAUUGGCCCUUGAUACCGGAACAAUAGGUUCAAGCAGGCCAGAUGAGUGUGUAUCAAGGUCCCAGGUUCCAUUGAUCGUGUUUUCCAUGUGGCACAGGAAAGGAUUAGACUUAGUGGAGACGUGGUUCAGCAUGUCUUGAAAUGGGAUUUGACCACGGGUGAGAACAAAGCAAUAUCGUGGACAACGGGAGAAGAUAAGUUCAUUGCCAUUGUUGAAACAAAAUUUCCUUCUUCACAGAAUUUUUUGGGAUGAGUUUUACCGUGCCCUUCCUUGCAAGGGUAGAAGUGCUAUCACAAGUGGCUACUACAAUGUCUUCGUCCAAGAGCCCACCAGGCAUACUACAGAUGCCAUCAAUAGUGAUGAUCACUCCAUUCAGCCUGCCUUUAUAAAUUCCUUUCCUCGAGGCCAUGGGCGUCGUAAGUUGAGGUCUGAUAAGCUUUUGUUGGCAAUGGAGAAUAUUUAGAUUGAUGAUCUUCGAUGCCCUUUCAGGUGGUGGGCUUAAAUGCUUUGUAUAUGGAAUUGCUAUAGUGAUGUAGUAGUUUGGCUCUGUUAUUUCGUCCUCCAUGAUCCACCACUUUGAUGUAGUAGUAGGAUGGACUGAUUCUUCUGGAUGGGAUCAUGGGACGAUAGAAACAAACAGGGUUUAUUGAUUGCGACCAUGGAAGGCCUUGAUAUCCUCAAGAAGUCCUGAAAAUCUUGUAAAAUAUAUCUUCUAAAGGAAGUCAGGAAAUUUCGUUGACUUGCGAGCAUGUAUGAUGUGCUUAGCUGUUAAGAGCUUAAUUGUUUCCAUUUCUUCCAAGUUCCAAUGCAUUGGCUGAGUCAGUAACUUAUGUUGAUGCUAUGGAAUUGCUUCCUCUACUAGAAUAUAGUUCCUCUCAAUCAUUCAUCAAAUCAAAUAUAUUAUGAUUUGUUUUGAUGUAUUUCUUUACCAUUUUCAUGUUUAAUGGAUUGUGCUCUGUUCCUCAGCACUUGAAAGCUGAUGUUCCCUGCCCAUGGUUCCGCAGAAUACUGCAAAAAAUACGCCAAACCAGAGGAUGCUGGUGUAAUCCCAGAAGACAAGUCCAGCGAGGAAGAGCUUAGCGAGGAUGAAGAUGACUCUGGCGAUGAGGAGAUACUGGACAAACCAGAUCUGUAGUCACGUUGGAACCUAUUCCUCCGCCUAAUCCGCAUACAAUGCUUAUUGCAGCAACAGUAAUCAAACAGUCUCUGAAGUGAACGUUCCCGUGAAGUCUGGAUGCCAUGUAAAUAAUUGUACGUUCAUCUUCUCUAAUAUUAUUGCCGUCCUCAAUUGACCAA
Phragmites australis (common reed) is the source of this 3399-nucleotide messenger RNA. RefSeq lists its product as uncharacterized. The transcript has 2 exons. Bases 391 to 1698 code for a protein of 435 amino acids. The record is from RefSeq and is a predicted model, not a curated record. Lineage: Eukaryota; Viridiplantae; Streptophyta; Magnoliopsida; Poales; Poaceae.